UACAUAUACAGGAAUAUAAACGUUUGACAAUUGGAUUCGAUACGAUAAAUAGUUCGCACCAAAAGACUAAAGUGUCUAAAUUUGUAGUGUCUAUUUAUGCACUUCUCUCGAAUGCCAGCCACUGGCGAUUUUCUGAGUGGGAAAAGUGGCCAAUAUAAGAGGAUGAACUUUCCGCUGACCAAAUCGCAGUGGUCCGCCUGGCAAUCCGACUUCUACGAAUCACCGCAGAAUCGUCUGGCCCAGAAUGUGUGUACCGCUCGCGAUCCCAUCAACGUGUGUCUGCGUUCGCUUGCCGACUUGAGUGCUCAAGUAUUUUCUGGCGAAAGGACCUGGCAUGCUGUCGAAAUGCAGGGAAAGGCCACCACAGGCGGUCCUGGUUGGAUUUGCACGGGUCUGGACCUGCUGCGCCAGGAAAUGGACCGAAAGGUGCCGCUUCCGGCGGACUUUGAGCUCUCCGCAGCCCAUUUGUUCUUCUGGCAUAAACUGGAGCGAUGCAACUACUUUCUGUGGACGGUGGCCGAUCUGCUGAUGCAAUGCGAACCGCUAGAUGGACGCUGCUUUCGACAUUUCAUGAAGAACGCCAUUCCGGAUGGCGGCAACUGGCAGAUGUUCGUGAACCUGGUCAAGAAGUACGGCGUAAUGCCCAAGAAAUGCUACUUGUCCAGCCAGAGGAUACGAAAUAUGAACAAAAUACUGAGGAGCAAGCUCCAUGAGUAUGCCAGCAAGCUGCAUGCCCAGUUCACUUUCAAUGGCAAUGGCAAACAGCUGCCCGAACUUAUUCACAGCAUGAUUCCGCAACUGUUCAACGUGCUAAGCAUUUGUUUAGGAGAACCUCCUGAGGUUUUCACCUGGACGUACUAUGACCACAAGAAACGCUACCAGUCCCUGAGUGACUUGACUUCAGUGCUCUUUUACGAGGUGAUAGUGGCACCCACGGUCGAUGUGGACGCCUACGUUUGUCUUGGUCAUGAUCCUCGGAUGUCCUCCAGUUCGUGGACCAACUAUCAGGUCACCCAUAGCUCCAAUAUGAUAGGUGGUGAGAUGCACAGGUAUAACAACCAAUCCAUGGAUGUUAUAAUGCAAAUAAUUGUGGAUUCUCUGGCCGGCGACAAGCCUGUUUGGCUGAGCUGCGACCUUCACAGUCGACUUAGUGGCAAAUCGGAGCCUUUAAGCCUUAAGUCCCAUAAGUUCGACUUAGUUUUUGGCCUUGAAGUGGGCAUGUCCCUGUCCAAAGCGGAGAGACUCAUCUACAAAGAUACACGACGAGAUGCGGCCCUACUGCUCACAUCCGUUGGCUUGGACCCCAUGAACCAGCCCUUGCAGUUCCGCACCAUUAGCGCUUCGGUUAUGGGCGAUAGCUCAUCCAGCGUGAGUAUUAACCAAGACGCCGAGGAUGGACACAAAGAGGAGGAACUAAAGAAAAAGUCCUCCAAAAAUAAGGCCAUUUCAAUGGACGCUGACUGGUUGAGGGAAUACGCCUUCGAGAUUGUGGUUCACGAGAAGUUCGUGCCACCAAACGUUCUAUUUGCCAGUAGAAUCCCCCACACCAAGGAGCUGCCUGCCUGGGAUCCCAUGGGCGCCUUUCUUAAAUAAAAAUCUAAUAUCACUCACUUAAACUAAAAGUACUAUUUCCUUACACAGAAAAACAA
Drosophila elegans is the source of this 1649-nucleotide messenger RNA. Its product is annotated as bleomycin hydrolase. NCBI's taxonomy places the organism in Eukaryota, Metazoa, Arthropoda, Insecta, Diptera, Drosophilidae. Gene Ontology annotation, biological process: proteolysis; L-homocysteine catabolic process; response to toxic substance. The transcript is spliced from 2 exons. The record is from RefSeq and is a predicted model, not a curated record. Gene Ontology annotation, molecular function: cysteine-type aminopeptidase activity. Bases 97 to 1593 code for a protein of 498 amino acids. Gene Ontology annotation, cellular component: cytoplasm.